AUGUUUCUGGAAGGUGAGAGGCCUCAAGAGCUGUUGCUACUGCUGCUGCUGCUGAGGUGGACGACAGCCUUCAGCGAGGACCUGGCCUUCCCACACUUGGGUGACAGCUCACAGCCCCCACUGAGGCCCUGUCCUUGGCGCUGCUCCUGUCCCCGAGACGACAUGGUAGACUGUGCUGGCCUGGACCUGAGGGUAUUCCCAGAGAAUAUCACCAGAGCUGCUAGGCACCUCUCCUUGCAGAAUAACCAGCUGCAGGAGUUGCCCUACAACGAGCUGUCUCGCCUCAGUGGCUUGCGCACCUUGGACCUGCACAGCAACCUCAUCUCCUCGGAGGGCCUGCCUGAUGAGGCAUUUGAGUCCCUCACCCAGCUAGAGAACUUCUACGUGGCCCACAACAAGCUUUCUGUUGCGCCCCAGCUCCUGCCACGCUCCCUGCGUGUCGCCGAUCUGGCUGCCAAUGAAGUGGUGGAGAUCUUUCCUCUCACCUUUGGGGAGAAGCCUGCACUCCGGUCUGUGUACCUCCACAACAACAGACUGAGCAACACCGGCUUGCCGUCUAACGCCUUCCAUGGUUCAGAAGCCAUUACCACCCUAAGUCUCUCCAGCAACCAGCUCAGCUACCUACCACCCAGCUUGCCAGCCUCCCUGGAGCGGCUGCACCUGCAGCACAAUCUCAUCUCCAAGGUGCCCAGAGACGCACUGAGCCUCCAGACUCAACUCCGUGAGCUGUAUCUGCAGCAUAAUCAGUUGACAGAUCGUGGCCUGGAUGUGACUACCUUCAGCAAGCUGAGCAGCCUUGAGUACCUGGACCUGUCCCACAACCAGCUGGCCACAGUGCCUGAGGGUCUACCAGGAUCCCUGACCAUACUGAACCUGGGUCGCAACUGUAUCCAGCAAGUGGAAGCGGUGAGGCUGCGCAGAGCAAGGGGCCUGCGCUACCUGCUGUUGCAGCACAACCGGCUGGGGGCCUCGGCGCUGCCCGCUGGGACGCUGAGGCCUCUGCGAGCCCUGCACACGCUGCACCUCUACGGCAACAGGCUGGAGCGCGUGCCCCCGGCAUUGCCCCGCCACUUGCAGGCCCUAGUGAUGCCCCACAACCGCGUGGCUGCCCUAGGCGCGCGGGAUCUGGUCUCCGCGAGAGCCCUGGCCGAGCUCAACCUGGCCUACAACCGCCUGGCCAGUGCACGCGUGCAUCCCGCCGCCUUCCGCCGCCUGCGUGCCUUGCGCAGCUUGGACCUGACUGGUAAUCAGCUGAGCCGGCUUCCGGAGGGCCUGCCCGCCAGUUUGCGAAUACUUAGACUGCAACGCAACCAACUGCGGGCCCUGGAGCCGGAGCAGCUGGUCGGCCUGAAUAAGCUCCGGGAGCUGAGCCUGGCGCACAACCGGCUCCGCGUGGGCGACAUUGGGCCCGGCACCUGGCACGAGCUGCAGGCGCUGCAGGUGCUGGACCUGAGCCACAAUGAGCUAUCUUUUGUGCCCCCUGAUCUGCCUGAGGCCUUGGAGGAGCUACACCUGCAAGCUAACCGGAUCAGCCAUGUGGGCCCAGAAGCCUUCCUCAGCACACCCCACCUGCGUGCCCUCUUUCUCAGGGCCAACAAGCUACAUAUGACAAGCAUCGCAGCCGAGGCCUUCCUGGGCCUUUCACACCUACGUGUGGUCGACACUGCAGAAAACCCGGAACAGGUCCUGGUCCAGCUGCCACCCAAGGGCAAGGGGCCCUGAGUCCGGAAGGGCUAGCCAAGUAGCCUGGCCC
Messenger RNA from Acomys russatus (golden spiny mouse), 1753 nucleotides. It is a transcript of the gene Podnl1, whose product is annotated as podocan like 1. Gene Ontology annotation, molecular function: protein binding. The transcript is spliced from 10 exons. The record is from RefSeq and is a predicted model, not a curated record. Bases 1 to 1722 code for a protein of 573 amino acids. Lineage: Eukaryota; Metazoa; Chordata; Mammalia; Rodentia; Muridae.